Molecule: messenger RNA, 2046 nt
Organism: Diaporthe batatas
Lineage: Eukaryota; Fungi; Ascomycota; Sordariomycetes; Diaporthales; Diaporthaceae
Exons: 4
Coding region: 1-2046 (681 amino acids)
Biological process (GO): carbohydrate metabolic process
Source: RefSeq, a predicted model, not a curated record
AUGAACCCGCAAGACUCGUUCGUUUGGACGACGUUCCAGCCCGACUCCUUUUGGGCGCGGAAGCGCAACGUUGUGCUCAAGAAUACAAUACCGUUCCAGCUUGAAAUGCUUAAGGCCACUGGGAGGUAUGACGCAUUCGAUCUCCAAUGGCACCCCAUAUACGAUGACGAGCCCGCUACUUGGCCAGUGCCCAAGCAUCUUUUCUGGGACUCAGAUGUCGGCAAGUGGAUCGAAGGUCUUGCUUACUUCGGUGAUCUCGAGGCGGGAGAUUCGACCCUUUUGGAUGAGUCCGCCAAGGAUCUUGUCCAGAAGAUUAUCAAGGCUCAGCAGGCGGAUGGCUACGUGAACAUACACUUCACCGUGGUCGCCCCAAAAGAGCGCUUCACCAACCUGCGAGACCUACAUGAGCUGUACAAUGCCGGACAUCUCAUCGAGGGUGCUCUUGCCCAUCAGUUACGGUUUAAGUCGGACGAUUUCAUGAGGCCGGUGAAGAAAUACAUCGAGUUACUGCACAAGACAUUCGGACCUAGCGAUGGACAGAUCCAUGGUUACCCAGGCCAUCCAGAAAUCGAAUUAGCGCUCAUCAGGUUCUAUAAGAGGACUGGUGACAAGAAAGCUCUUGAUCUUGCUGAAUACUUCAUACAAGAGCGAGGCAACCCAACUGGAGCAGACGGAAAGCACUACUACGACGUUGAAGCCUCUGCCCGUGGAGAGAGUAUCCAUACUGCGCCAUCGUAUUAUCCGGCUGCGCGAAGCUACUGGUAUAAUCAGGCGCACACGCCGAUUCUCAAACAAGAGACCAUCGAGGGCCACUCGGUUAGAGCAAUGUAUCUACUGACCGCCGUUGCUGACAUGGCCGUCCUUGAUCCCAAGAAGUUUGGGCCGAGCUACCUACCCGCUCUCACAAGACUCUGGGACAACAUGGUGAAUAAGAGAAUGUAUCUGACAGGCGGAAUUGGAGCUAUCAGUAAAUGGGAAGGUUUCGGAAUUGACUACUUCCUCCCUCAGUCUACUGACGAAGGCGGUUGCUAUGCCGAGACUUGUGCCGCCAUUGGCGUCAUGAUGCUGGCAGAGAGGAUGCUCCAGAUCGAGCUUGAUCGCAGCUACACUGACGUCCUCGAACGUGCCCUUUACAACGCCAUGCUGACUGGCAUGUCUGUCGAUGGUAAGGCAUUUACCUACGUCAACCAACUCGCCACAUCAGAGGAGGAUGCAUCCAACAAGCGUGAGGAGUGGUUCGAAUGCGCUUGCUGUCCCCCGAACGUGGCGAGAGUCCUCGGACACAUCGGAGGAUACUUGUGGACAGCAAAGACAAACUCGGAGGGAUCAGUCACGAUCAAUGUUCACCUGUACGCUUCUGCGUUGCUCGAUUACACAGUGGAAGGCACUAAAGGCGAGGUCAAACUACGUCAGACAACCAGUUACCCGUGGGAGGGCAGCGUCGACUUUGAGCUAGAGACUGUUUCUGGCCUCGAAGUAGACAUCAAUAUCAGGAUACCCAGUUGGGCGGGUGACGCUUGGGAGAUCACCCCCAAGCCUCCAUCGAAAUCCCUUAGCAAGGGCUACUUGCAUCUUGACAUGGGUUUUCUGAAGAGUAACUCAUCGUUCAAACUAAACGUGCCCGUUACUCCCCGCCUUAUCCGCCCACAUCCGUUCACACUACAGCGAGUCGUCGCCCUCGCUCGGGGUCCACUGGUUUACUGCCUCGAGGAUGUCGACCACUCAUGGGUCAAUGAUCACUUCAAGUCGCUUGCACUAGCGCCGGGAGUCACUCAGGCUGCAGAUGCUGGUAACUUGCGCGAAUGCAUUGUUGAGGAAGAAAAAAGAGACUUGCCGCUCGGCGAGACGUACGUCGGCGUAACGAUCAAGAAAGGCGGGCUCGUUAUCCCACAAGAGGACUUGCUACCGUGUUUGGAAUCUAAGGGCUUAGGGUCCCUGAUACGAGGCAUGACUGGCGUCGACCUUCACUUUGUGCCAUACUGGGCGAGAGCUAAUCGGGGUGGAAAGGGUCAGAUGCGCGUUGGCAUCAGAACGUUGGACGGAUAG